ACCUCUGCUCGGUGAGCUCCUCGGCACAAGUUCACGGCGCAUUUGCAUCAUCAGUUUCCUGCCACAGCUCAGUAAACCAAACAGCUUUGCUUAGGCUUGGAACCAGCAGAUCCGUACAGCUGCAAUGGCGUCCCAAACCAUCGAGACCUACCGCGCCGGUGCAGACGUCGUCUGCGGGGACGCGGCGGCGUGCAAGAAGGCGGCGGUGGAGUUGCUAGCAGAGAUCGGGCUCCCCAAGGGGCUGUUCCCUCUGGACGACAUGCAGGAGUUCGGCUACAACCGCGCGGCCGGAUUUAUGUGGCUCGUCCGUGGGGAGAAGAAGAAGGACCAUACGUUCAAGAAGAUCAAGCAGACAGUUUCGUAUGCCGGCGAGGUGACGGCGUUCGUGGAGAAAGGCAAGCUGAAGAAGAUCGCGGGGGUGAAGACCAAGGAGCUGAUGAUCUGGCUGAGCGUCGUGGAGGUGUACGUCGCCGAGUCGGCUCCUGGCAAGGUCACCUUCAAGACUGGCACUGGACUGUCCGAUUCUUUUGAUGCAGCUGCGUUUGACCUUGGCAUGUGAGAUGGAGGCUGCCCUUGUUGUUUCGUACGAGCCAGUUAGCCAUCGGUAUCCAGUAGUGUGUUUUGUUCUUCAUAUACUCGUUGUUGCAAUCUUUAAGUACAUGCGCCUGUUUGUGUAAGCUUUCAGUGCCUUUUCUUAUGCUCCGGUGAAAACAUGUUUCAAGGUUUUGAGUAAUUUUUUUUGAAUGCCUUGUAUUUUUUUUCCUGAUAA
Phragmites australis (common reed) is the source of this 769-nucleotide messenger RNA. RefSeq lists its product as uncharacterized. Bases 125 to 559 code for a protein of 144 amino acids. The transcript has a single exon. The record is from RefSeq and is a predicted model, not a curated record. NCBI's taxonomy places the organism in Eukaryota, Viridiplantae, Streptophyta, Magnoliopsida, Poales, Poaceae.